Molecule: messenger RNA, 2984 nt
Organism: Beta vulgaris subsp. vulgaris (sugar beet)
Lineage: Eukaryota; Viridiplantae; Streptophyta; Magnoliopsida; Caryophyllales; Amaranthaceae
Exons: 7
Coding region: 334-2319 (661 amino acids)
Biological process (GO): ubiquitin-dependent protein catabolic process; positive regulation of proteasomal ubiquitin-dependent protein catabolic process; protein polyubiquitination
Cellular component (GO): ubiquitin ligase complex; cytoplasm
Molecular function (GO): ubiquitin conjugating enzyme binding; zinc ion binding; ubiquitin protein ligase activity
Source: RefSeq, a predicted model, not a curated record
AAUUACGGACUAUUUUUUAUUUAUUUGACGGGGUUCGCACUUUCAUUAACACUUUUAUGUUAUUCCUGAUUUUUUACUAUUUGUUUUUUAUUCGCAGCCUUAAUUUAACCAUAUAUACCUAAUACUCCAUUAAUUUUGCCUCUUCUUUCUUAAUUUUCUUCUGUUUGCUGUUCUAGCUGAAGAAUUAUGUGGUAUUGUAACUCUAUUUACAAAAACAAGGAAAAAAGUCGGGAAAAAAAACCAAUAUUUAACUAUUAUACAGAAUCACAAAUUUUCUCUUAUUCCUAGCACUGAUUUUUUUAUUUGUUAAUUUGAUUGAUUUUGUGAAAAAUUAUGAGGAAGAGUCGGCAAAAGAAGCAAACUUUCUAUCAACGCCGCCAAGAAAACGAUGAUUGGACGGUGAAACCUCUAAAUGAACACCAAAAAAACCAAGUACCCAGUUCUGAUCAUCAUCAGGAUGAUAUAGAACAACCUCAAACUUCUUCAACCUCAAAUUUUAAUCCCUCAAGUCGAAUAAAUUUCAAGUGGGUGUCCAAAAAUGGUGGGACCCAAGUCAAAAAAUCUCUUCUUGAGCCGAAAUAUGAUGAGGGUGGGUCCAAUUUUGGGGAGAAUGGAGAUGGGCAGGAGGUGGAUGAGAGAGAAAGUGAGGUAGGAGAGAGAAAAUGUGAAGUUGAUGUGGUAAUAGUUGGUGGGGAGAAGAUUGAAGGAUCUGAGUUGAGUGAGGAGAGUGGUGUUGAUGAUGUUGUUAGAAGAUUGGAGGAGUUGCAAUUUGGGGUUGAAGAAGUUGAAUUAUCUGAGGAACAGAUUAGAAUUAAUGAUCAAGCUCAAGAAGAUGAGUUGAUUGCUAUGGAGUCUAUCUAUGGAGACAAUGUCCAUGUCCUUGAAAAUAGACGAGGCUUGCGAUCUUUCCAGAUUUACAUACAAAUUGAACUUCCUAGUGCGUAUCCAGUAUCAGCUAAACUAAAGGCAGAUGCUCAGGCUGACUCCAAAUUGGGUGAUUCAGAUGAAUUCGUAUAUACUUUCAAGGUUAAUUAUCUGUCACCUAUUGUUUUGACUUGCUUGCUGCCUAGAUCAUAUCCAAGUCAUGGUCCACCCUCUUUCACACUCUCAGUUCAAUGGCUGCAUAAAUCUGGAAUUUCCAAGCUUUGCUCCAUGCUAGACAUGUUGUGGAAUGAGCAACCAGGACAAGAGAUCCUGUACCAGUGGGUAGAAUGGUUACAUAUUUCUUCUCUUACGUACCUUGGUUUUGAUAAAGAACUUGUGCUUGGACCCUACAAUGUGAAAACUGCUUCAGAUAGGCGUGCUAUCUCUGGAGGUGUUUCUCCUAACUUUGAUAUUCCAUCAAUGAAGAGUUACAAUGAUGAGAGACAACAUGAGAAUUUCUUGAGUGGAUUUCAUGAAUGUUGCAUCUGUUUCAGCGAGUAUGCAGGAGCGGAAUUUUUGAGAUUGCCAUGUCAUCACUUCUUUUGUGUAAAAUGCAUGACCACUUAUACUGAAGUGCAUGUGAAGGAAGGGACAGUUAACAAGCUGCAAUGUCCAACGACUAAAUGUGGCUGUAUGAUCCCACCUGGUUUAUUGAAACGGCUGCUGGGGGAUGAGGCAUUUGAACGUUGGGAAUCUAUGAUGUUGCAAAAAACCCUUGAUGCAAUGUCUGAUAUAGCUUAUUGCCCCAGAUGUGAAACAGCUUGUUUGGAAGAUGACGACCAACAUGCGCAAUGUUCUAAGUGCUUCUUUAGCUUUUGCACUCUUUGCAGGGAGAAACGCCAUGUGGGGAUAGCAUGCAUGACACCAGAGAUGAAGCUUAAAAUAUUGGAGGAGCGCCAAAAUUCAUCCCAUCUUAUGUCUGAACAAAGACGUAAAGAGCUUGAUAUGAUAAAUGAACUUCGAAGUGUGACGGAGAUUCUCCGUGAUGCUAAGCAAUGCCCAUCGUGCAAGAUAGCUAUCUCUAGAACUGAAGGUUGCAAUAAGAUGGUGUGUACUCAGUGUGGCCAUUUCUUUUGCUACCGCUGUAACAAAGAAAUUAGUGGAUAUGAGCAUUACAGAGAUGGAACAUGUGAACUUUUCCCACAAGAAAUGGUUGAGGAGUGGGAAGUGCGGAUUAAUGCUCGUCAAGUCCUGGGUCAGUUGCAAGCUCAAGCUUUUCCUGCAAAUGCUCGACCUUGUCCUAUGUGUGGGCAGUUGAAUGCUAAGGUUGGAAACAAUAAUCACAUCUUCUGCUGGGCAUGCCAAAACCACUACUGCUACCUUUGUAGGAAGGCUGUACGACGUAGCUCUGAGCAUUAUGGUCCCAAAGGUUGUAAACAACAUUCAGAAGGAUAGGUGACUGGAACACAAAGAGAAAUACACCUUGAGGUCAGUCGGGUGACAAUUCUUUCUCCCUUGGGUAGGGAACACAGUUUGGUGCUUGAUGAAAUUCUUUGAAAUUAUGGAGCAAGACAUCAUAGAUUCAAUGUGCAUUGGGAAGUCUGCUUUACCGCAAUAGUACAGUAGUCGGCUUCUUAACACUUUAUUUGGAUAGAAGGAAACGGAGGGAAAGGGAUGGAAGGGAUAAGGAGGGGAACAAAUUCCCUUAUGUGGAUAGUGGAUACAUUGGGGGAAGGGAGGGGAGGGAGAGGGAAGGAUCUACUUUCCCUCCCUUUUUAAUAAAUAUCGUCCCUCCCAGAUUGGAGAGAUUAUCUUUCCCCUUCUCCUUCCAAAUAAAGUGUAAAUGUGCUCUAAGAUGACUUAGCAACAGAAUAUUUCUAAUGGCCCAUUUGGUAGUCGUUAAUAAAUUGCGAUAAUGGGAGUGAAUUUUAAGUGUAAUUUUAUUAGGGAAGCAUCCUUAAAAUCUCCAUGGGGAGUUAUUUUUUCUCCAUGAAAAAACAAUCUCACUCCUGAACUUGUGUUUUUGUCUCUAAGGGAUAAUCAAAUUGCUAUUUGAAACAUUAUUUUCUUUUGUAUAUUAUUCAAGUCCUACAGAUUAUACACCAAUUAUUUACCAUUUC